Molecule: messenger RNA, 456 nt
Organism: Manihot esculenta (cassava)
Lineage: Eukaryota; Viridiplantae; Streptophyta; Magnoliopsida; Malpighiales; Euphorbiaceae
Exons: 1
Coding region: 1-456 (151 amino acids)
Source: RefSeq, a predicted model, not a curated record
AUGACAACUCUUCACAAAUUCAAGCUUCUCGCCACUCAAUGUGCAGUAACCGGAAGCCCUACGCAAAGUCCCACAACUAGCCCCGUCAUCCACCUCCGCCGCCGCAAGACACUCCGCAUGCUUCUCUCCCGCUCUGCUGAACACCAACGCCGCCGGAUUCCCCGAGGUGAUGACCAGUCUGAACUCCAGAAGGGUCCUCCAGAGAAGAAGAGAGUUAGGAGGAAAUUGAAGGACUUGUUCGUGUCAUCUCCGCCGUUUGAAGAUAAAGAGAAGGAUAAUCCGGAUGAUGCAGUAGAGUUAUUACCGGUUUCCGGUGGUGGCAGCGGUGGCGGUGGAGAUGGAGGUUUGGCUGCUCGGCGCGCUGGAGGUAGUUCGCUAAGACCGCUAUCUGGUACGUUUAGAUAUAGGCUACUCAGAAGAGCUUGGCGACCGAUGCUUGUAACCAUCCCCGAGUAA